UCCUACUCUCUCCACUCCCUCCUCUACGUGCAAUGUAAUCUCUGUCUUCUUCUUCUUCCCCUCAUUCGCCAGUUCGAAGCAAAGCACCUCUGCAAUCCUAUCCAUGACGAUGGAAACUGCUUUGGAGGCAUCCUUGGCUCUGUUCUUGGGGUUAACAGUUAUGGCUGUUGUCUCGGUUCAUGUCCCUGGUUUCCAGUUCUAGUGUUCAAGUACCGCAAUGAUUCGGUGCUGGGGGUGAACCGCAAUAGCUAUGAGAGCUGCAUCGUGUCGGACCCGAUAUUCGAGUUCGAGGAUGUGGAUACUGUCUUCUGGUUCAAUCGGCAUGGUUUCUUCUACUUCAUCAGCGGGAACCCAGACCACUGCCAAGCUGGCCAGAGGCUGGUGGUCCUUGUGAUGGGGCAGUCCGGGUUGGACGUGAGCCAUGGCCCGACUGCAGCACCUUCUCCUGUGGAGGGAGGAGAUACGGGCGGCAGCAGCGGGUACUCCAUCUGGGCCUCGCCUCCCAAUGCAACCACCAAACUAUCUGCUGCUUCCUACUUCUUGAGUGCUCUUGGAAGGGUUUCAUUAUUAUUUAUCUGUUCAUGUAAUUUUUGCUUUCAGCAGAAUUUAUUUUCUCGGUUAAUUUCUGUUGGGUAAUUUAUGAAAUACUGCUAAGAUGGUUAUUGUUCAUUGACGCUUCAGCAAUGCAAAUAUGCACAAGAGAAAUGAACUAAAUCACCUUAUCUUUUUGUAA
Messenger RNA from Punica granatum (pomegranate), 733 nucleotides. The record is from RefSeq and is a predicted model, not a curated record. Lineage: Eukaryota; Viridiplantae; Streptophyta; Magnoliopsida; Myrtales; Lythraceae.